Oncorhynchus nerka (sockeye salmon) is the source of this 1453-nucleotide messenger RNA. RefSeq names its product family with sequence similarity 81 member B (gene fam81b). The transcript is spliced from 9 exons. Lineage: Eukaryota; Metazoa; Chordata; Actinopteri; Salmoniformes; Salmonidae. The record is from RefSeq and is a predicted model, not a curated record. The coding region runs from base 90 to 1151 and encodes 353 amino acids.
AACCAAGUGAACAACACAAACACAUUAUGCACAACACACUGUAGACCAGACAUUGGUUUGGAAACAGAAAACUGUUAUGAAGAGGAAUCAUGUCACAGCCAUACCAGCCUUAUGACAAGUCUGAUGUCAUAGAAGGCCGUCUGACCAAUCAGGAGCGUACGAUGAGCGUGCUGCUUGAGCAGGCGUUCAGGAUCAAGGAGGAGGUGGUGGCCAGUCUGCACUUCACCCAGGGCUCUGUCCAGUCAGAGACCUCCUCUCGCAGGCUGCUGGAGAGCCACAUCCACACCAUCACGCACAUCGUCAAACAGCUCAGCACUGACAUACAGGUUCUGAAGAGUCAGAUAGCCCAGCGGGACAGUGUCACCUCUGGGACCUCUUUUGCUAUGCAGAGUCUGGAUCACAAAAACCUGGCUGGUUUUGGUGACCUCAGGGGCAGGGUGGCCAGGUGUGAUGCCAACAUUGCCAAGCUGUCAGGUGAUGUGAGCGACAGGGCACAGGAGAUCGCCAGGCUCCAACAGGGGGUGUCAGAGGUCAAGUCAGGUCUGGGAGAGCGACUGAGAGAGAUAGACAUCAAGCUGUCUCAGGCAGUUAGCAGACUGGAGGUGUUGCUGGUGGACCAGACCCACGGCCAGAGAAACAGCUGGACUGACCUGCACAGCCAAAUCAAGCUCCUGGAGGCCAAGAGCUCUGGCGUGGUAAGGGAGGCGAGGGAGGACACAGACAGACUCAGGAUGUGGACAGAGCAACAGCUAAGCAGUUCAGCACAGACACACAGACAUGGCAGUGAGGUGCUACGGUCACUACUGCAGGACAAAAUGGUAGUGGAGGCGGAUGGGAGGCUCAGUGAGCAGGUCAGGCUGCUGUCAGUCCGUGUGGAGAGAGCUGAAAUUCAGCUGCAACAGGAGCAACAGGCAGACAGGGUGAAGCACUCGAAGAGGAAACUCCACAGUAGGAUCAGCACAUUGGAGACCAGCUUCCGGGAAGAGCUGCAGCUGAUCAAACAGGACUACCAGUCAGGUUUCCAGUCUAUCCAUGAUGCCAUAGGCUCGCUGAGGCAGAUCGGUGACACCAAAGCCCGGCUGGACAAGGAGAAGCUGCAAAAGGACAUCAAACAAAUCCGCAGGAAGAUGGUGGAGCUGAGAGAUGUGUGACGCCACAGGCCACACAGGAGUGUGGUACUGCAUGGUGAAACAGACCAGUAAUGAAAUUUCAUACUCAAAAUUGUCAAUGAUUGUGAAUGACACCGAAGUCCAUGAUUACUGGGAUCCACAUGGUAUAGUAAAGUGUGCAACACAUCAGGGAUUAUUAUGGGAUGCUUUCACUUUGAAACCUUUUCAAAUCACUGAUUUAAUAACCAAAAAUAGUUCAUCGGAAGAAAAUCUUGAUGUUAUUAUAUCUGAUCUGAAAUGAAUAAAGUUCAUCAUGAAAGUACAACUCAAUAAUAUUGACACAA